AGGACACUCCACCUACCACAUGUGCCAUGUCCAAGGAAAUGCAGUUUUCCAUAGGAAGUGGGCCAUCACUGUGGGUAACAGUUCCACCUAUCGUGCGAAGGCAAGAAUGUUUUUGAGGUCAAGACUAGGGACGUCAUGCCCCUCCCACUCCCCAGUUCAUUCUUGCCUUCGUACGAACAAGAUUGGAAUUUCACGUAGCAUUUAGCUAAGUCUAUCUCUCUUUAAAACCUUUUUUCCUUUUUUCCGUUUUUUGUGUCUAGCCUACUGAGGAUCCCCUCAGAGACCGCGGCUGCGGCUCUCUUCCCCCUUUCCUCAAGGCUAUUUAAUUUCUUUUAUUUCCUUGACUGGGGGCUCCCUCUGAGACCGCGGCUGCGGCUCUCUUUGUUUUGGCACUUUCAAGCCCCCUCCCCCCCCCCGGCUCUGCCGUAUCCGUAGCCAGGGGGCUCCCUCAGUGACCGCGGCUGCGGUUCUCUUUUUGAUCGCUUUUGAUCGCUUGUGAGGGAAGGAGAAUCCCCCUCCCUCCCCCCCCCGAUCGUUACCACGGCUGCGACUGAUCCGAUCUCUUGAUCACUUGUGAGGGAAGGGGAAUCCACCCUCCUUCCCCCCCCGAUCGUUGCCGCGGCUGCGGCUGAUCCGAUCUCAGCGGGAGCUUGCAGCUGCGGCUCCCGCUCUUACUCCUUACCGCAGAUCGCCCUCGCUACGUGGCUUAAAUCCCACUGCGAAGGGCUUUACAGACCGCUAUUGCGGCUCUCUCUGCGGCGGCUGCCGUUUUUUGCCUCUACCUGCCCUUCCAGAGUUUUUCCAGAGCCGCUACUGCGGCUUUCGGCGAGUCCGUGCUGGGCAGCCCUUCUCCCAGUUCGCUUCCGACGGCCGCCAUUGCUCCUUCUUCCUCAGCUCCCUUUUGAUCGUUUUUUUUCCCGCCCGUUUUUCUGGGCGCCAUUUUUUGAAAUUCAAAAUUCCCGCCUUUUUCGUUACCAUUUUUUAAGCAUCGGAUACCUCCCCUGCAGGCUAUCUAUCUGUAUGUUUGUGUAUAUGUGCUGCUGACAAAUUUACACAAGGCUGAUUUACACACAUUUUUACUGUGGCUGUAAUCAUAGUGGCUGAAUUGUAUUAUUAAGGCUGGAGCUCCAAUCCUAGUGGGCUGGAUUGUAUUAUCAAGGCUGGAGCUUUAAUCCUAGUGGCUGGAUUACAUUAUCAAGGCUGGAGUUUUAAUCCUAGUGGCUGGAUUACAUUAUCAAGGCUGGAGCUUUAAUCCUAGUGGCUGGAUUACAUUAUCAAGGCUGGAGCUUUAAUAUCAGUGGCUGACUUGUACUAAAUCUGAUUUACAUUACAUAUCCUGCCCCCUAUGGGGCCGUGAACAAGCCAAAAACCCAGCCUACAGCACUAAUCUGAGUGUGCCAACUCUAAAACAGCCUAUAUUAUAUUAACGUUGAUACCUCUGUGCAUUCUGCCCCCUCUGUGGCAGUGCAUUCGCCAUCUGCCAGUGUAUCCUACCCCCUCCGUGGUAGUACGCUGUGCCAGUUCGGGUCUUUACAUCCUGCCCCCUCCGUGGCAGUGUACUGCACCCAGGUUCAUAUAAGAUGGCAGAACAGCCAGGCAUGUCACCAUCAACACACAUGGUGCCAGAUCAGCCAGACAUGCCACAAUCAGCCAAGCCACAACAUACUAACACGUCUAAGACCAGACAUGCCAAAGCACUGGCUAAGACAAAACAUCUUUCCAGCCAUAGUAAACCAAAGCGCCCUCGUUAUGUCUCUGUGCCAACAACCACCACAGCACAGACACACAUAAGUGAUAUUUUCCAUUCUCCUGCUCCUGCCUCUGACGAGGAAGAGUUUGUUGGCUUUCCCCUUCACGGUUCGCCUAACGAACCUACCUCUGGCUUACCGCCUCAGACAUCUGUUCCAAUAGCCCACCAGGCACAUACAUCUCACACAUCUGGUCUGCAGCUGUCUCCUGAUUUCCUCUCCCAACUCCAAGCCAUGCUGGCUUAUUUCACACAAAUGCAGUCACUACCACAGGUUCCUGCCAGACCCCCACUCAACAUGGACCAACGCGCGUUCCAUGCUGCUCAUCCUUCCUGCUCGCCAGAUCCCUUCGAUUUAGCCAGAGGCAGAUGUACAGACGAAGCCUCGUAUGCGGAGGAGUUAACUUUCACUGACCAUGUUGAAGGAGACGACUGGAGCGACUAUUCAGAUCAUGAGGAGGAUACAUCGUAUCGCUUGUUCAAUACCUCAGAUUACCAACCGCUCGCACGUAGGGUACUUCAUACCCUUGGUCUCCAGACUGCGCCCUCAACUUCGUCCGCUCCAACUCUCAAAGGGGCCAAGGUCCUCAAAUCCCCUGCACCUACUGAACACUACAUCCCGGUGCCGGACCCAAUUGCCAAAUUAGCUUCCGAAGAAUGGGCCCACCCGCUCAAAGCUCGACGCUUCAAGAACAUGGCUGACAGACUUUACGCCCUAGCCCCAGACUUCGCCACCAAGUUAGAUGUCCCUGGCAUAGAUGAACCGAUCGCUCGCCUCGUUUCACGAUCUAUCUUGCCCAGGGAAGGGGAAUCCCACCUAAAAGAUACUACUGAACGUCGAAUAGACUUCGCCCUCCGCAAGAACCACGAGGCCACUGCCCUAGCCAUGCGUGCCUCUGCCUCAGCCUCCAUCUUCUCCAGAGCAUCUAUGAUGUGGCUGGAUGACCUUCUAGAGGACGAUAACCCUGAUCCUGUCACCUUCAAAAGAGCACUAUUGAAGUUACGUAAGACAGCAGCCUUUGUGGCCGAUGCCACUUUGGAUGCCACCCAAUUAGGGGCACGAGCCAUGACGACUCAAAUAGUCGCUCGUCGCACCCUCUGGCUUCGCCACUGGCAAGCUGAUUCAGCGGCUAGAUUGAACCUGUCCAAGGCUCCUUACUCCGGAUCUCUACUCUUCGGUGAGGAAGCUCUAAAGGCAGUUCUGGUUGAUCCAAAAGACGCCCACAAACCGGUUCUAGCCACAAUCAAGAACAUCGACCACAGGCCCCUCAGGCGAUUUCCCUCCUUUCGUUCUAACCAGCCCUUUCGAGGAACGCGACCAGGAGGACGAGGCCGCGAUUUCAGACCCUAUGAUUCCAACGCAUUCAGGGGCUCCUGGAACCGACGCCCCCAGGGCAGAGACCUACGGCUGGCUGGUCAACUUCGACAAAAGCCAUCUCCAACCAACCCAACGCCUACUACAUCUUGGGGCAAUGUUGGACACCCUGCAGGCAAUGGUCUUCCUGUCUCCAGAUCGCAUCACUGCCAUCACAAGCAUCGCAAGGUCCCUGAUGCAACAAACAUCCGCAGACGUCAUGCUUCUCGCCAGAGCGCUCGGGAUGUUUAUCUCCACAAUCCACAUUGUACCCUGGGCUCGAGCUCACACUCGGCCCCUUCAGUGGACUCUGUUGCCUUUUCAAAAAGACAUUGCCAGCUCCAACCAUCGCAAAGUUCGUUUGAGCCCCGCUCUGCGCCUCUCCUUCCGCUGGUGGACCAAGGUUCAACACCUCUCCAAGGGCACGUCGUUCAGAGAACCCCGCAGAACCGUCGUGACCACAGACGCCAGCCUCAUAGGUUGGGGAGCCCACUGCAACUCCCAGUAUGUUCAGGGGGUUUGGCCCAACGCAGAGCGAGCUCGAAGCAUCAACUGGCUGGAACUAAAGGCUGUCCACUUGGCUCUAUGUCAUUUUCAGUCUCUGUUCCCUUUGCAUCAUGUGCUCAUUCGAACAGACAACACGUGUGUAAAAUCACAUUUGAACAGACAAGGGGGCACCAGGUCUCGUCCUCUGCAGGACUUAGCCUCCCUCAUCUUUGUCUGGGCAGAACAACAUCUACAAUCCCUGAAAGCAGAGCACCUCAAAGGGAUUUUGAAUGUGACAGCAGACUGGCUCAGCAGACAACAGGUCUUCCCGGGAGAAUGGAAACUUCAUCCAGCCAUUUUCCAUCGUCUCCAGUGUCGGUUCGGCGCCCUCUCAGUCGACCUGUUUGCUUCCAGUCACAAUUGCCAGCUUCCCAGGUACUUUGCCCGAUACCUGGACUCAACAGCAGAAGCAGUGGAUGCUCUGACAACACCGUGGCCAGACGGUCUAUUGUACGCCUUUCCUCCCAUACCAUUGUUAGCCAAAAACUUGAGGAAGGCGCGAACCGAAAGGGCACAGCUGGUUCUGAUAGCACCAUUUUGGCCACGCCGUCCGUGGUUCUCAGAUCUUCUGGCAAUGUCAAUGAUGGACCCUUGGACACUUCCAGUAACGCCAGACCUCUUAUCCCAGGGUCCAGUACUGCACCAGGACCCUACUUGGCUCAAUCUGACAGCGUGGCGUUUGAACGGGGACAUUUGAGGUCAGCUGGACUGUCUGACGCUGUGAUUGAUAUUAUUUUGGCCUCGAGAAGACCAUCUACCACUCGCAUUUAUCAACAUACCUGGGUGGCUUUCUCCAAGUGGUGUCAGUCCCACCACCAUGAUCCAUCCCAGGCCACUGUGCAUCAGGUGCUCCAAUUUCUCCAUAGCGGCUUUAUGAUGGAACUUCGACCCAACACCCUACGUCGACAUGCGUCAACUCUGUCGUCCAUUCUCUCAGUGUCCUCUCCUGGAGAUCAUAUUUCCUCACAUCCGUUCAUCAAACGUUUUUUGAGGGGAGUCGCCCUACGCUCUCCGGCUGUUGUCCAUCGGUUCCCCUCAUGGAGUUUGCCGAAAGUUCUGCAGGCUUUGCAACGCCCUCCGUUUGAACCCAUCAGAACUGUGCCCCUACGUAUUCUGUCCUUCAAGGUCCUGUUUCUGAUUGCAAUCACAUCUGCCAGACGCGUUUCGGAGUUGGGCGCAUUGUCUUCCGCUAGACACCUCUGCGUCUUCCAUAAGGACUCUGUUGUGCUGAAGACUGACCCUUCCUUUCGUCCCAAGGUCGAUUCAGUUUUUCAUUGCAACCAGGACAUUGUUUUGCCUUCCUUUUGCCCGAAUCCUACCCAUCCUCUCGAGAAGGCUUGGCAUUCGUUGGAUGUCCGGAGGGCUCUCAAGACCUACCUGUCUAGGACCCAAGAGAUUCGACGAACGGAGUCUCUGUUUGUAUCCUUUCAUCCAGGGUCUAUGGGGCAUAAAGUAUCCAAUCCUACCUUAUCCCGUUGGUUAAGGGCAUGCAUUACCUUAGCAUAUGAGUCCCUGAAGCUGCCAGUUCCUGCUAGUAUAACAGCUCAUUCUACUAGGUCAGCUGCCACUUCGGCUGCUUUUGCUACUAAUGCUCCUGUUGCCGAUAUUUGUAGGGCCGCAGUCUGGUCUUCCCCACACUCGUUUAUAAGACAUUAUAAAAUUGAUCGUUAUGCCUCUGCUGAUGCUUCUUUUGGCAGACGAGUGUUGCAACAGGUUCUUAAUGAGGAUUAACAUGUGGGUGGUCCCUCCCUAUAUGGGUUGCUUUGGUACAUCCCACAGUGAUGGCCCACUUCCUAUGGAAAAUGUACCAUUGGUCUCACCUGAAAGGUGAUUUUCAUAGGAAGGGGCCAUCACGACCCUCCCAGUUGGAGGAUGACUAGUGAUUUUAUCAAUGGGUUAUAUGUUAUUGUUUCCAUAUUAUAUUUAAAUGUAAGAGUGAAGUCAAGACUUUUAGUUCUGUUAUGUUAUGUAGUUAGGUUAGAGUCAUGUUGUUAUGCAUGUGACUAUUAUGUUAUUUUCCUGGCGGGCCUGUUGGCCUUGUUCUUGUAUUUUUAGAUAUCUCUUUUAGACUCGCUACGAAUGAACUGGAGAGUGGGAGGGGCAUGACGUCCCUAGUCUUGACUUCAAAAACAUUCUUGCCUUCGCACGAUAGGUGGAACUGUUACCCACAGUGAUGGCCCCUUCCUAUGAAAAUCACCUUUCAGGUGAGACCAAUGGUACAUUCACAUUCAUAAAUGAGCCCAACUUGUAGGUUGUGCAUAUUAGGUUGUGGGAUGGUAGCUUUAGGAUUGUGCCUUUUACUCUGCCAUAGUGUCUGCAGGAGAGGCAGGUUGUUUUCCACUCAAACUAUAAGCACUGUACAAAUGCCGUGGGUUAGGUUUUGCCAGCCGUGUCAUGAAAUUGAUGACCAUAUGGGGGUCCUCUUCUUAGGAACUUGCUGGGGGAUGUUCCCAUGGUUUAGCAAUGGUUUAGCAGAAGGGAGGAAUUAUUUAUUAUUCAUCUCAUUCAAGUUUUAAACCAGCCUUCAUCUAAUCAGGAUCCCUGCUACAGAAACCCUGACCAUCAUUCCCAUUGCCACCUCAUUACUGAGGUGCACCACUCUGGUGGGAGAGUAGCACUACUGCUCUGGAGAUGUCAUGAUGUACUGCAUUGUUUUGCAGAGGGGUUUCUUCCUGAGAUACAGUGCUGUUACUGGUGGGUGGGUAUUACUCUUACUGAGCAAAUCUCUUGUGUAUGUUUCUUUUUAUAUAUUUUUGGCACUUUGUGCUGUUGGCUGGCUGUAGGGAAAGUUGCCAUCUUGCCCUGACUGUAGAACUGGACUGCACCAGUUUUAGUGGAGGAGUGAAUGGGUGUUUCUUCCUAGGCUUCAAGCAGAAGCUAGAAAGCCUGAGUGGCUCUUUACUGCUUCUGAAGUCUUAUGAGCCAGUAUCCUAAAUCCUCCCAUGACCAGCUGUUUCACUACACUGCCACUUGUUUUAUUUAUUUAUUUAUUUUUAAUUAAAUGUAUAUCCCACCCUUCCUCCCAGAAGAAGCCCAGGUUGGCAAAUGAGAACACUAAAGCACUUUGAAACAACUUUAAAAACAAAGACUUUAAAACAUAUUAAAACAAAACAUCUUUAAAAACAUCUUCAAAAGCAAUUCUAACACAGAUGCAGAUUGGGAUAAGGUCUCUAUUUAAAAUAAAGGAACAUCUUCAGUAGACACCGAAAAGAUAACAGAGAUGGUGCCUAUCUAAUAUUUAAGGGGAGGGAAUUCCAAAGGGUAGGUGCCACUACACUAAAAGUCCGCUUCCUAUGUUGUGUGGAAUGGACCUCCUGAUAAGAUGGUAUCUGCAGGAGGCCCUCCCCCGCAGAGCACAGUGAUCAACUGGGUAUAUAAGGGGUAAGACGAUCUCUCAGGUAUCCUGGGCCCAAGCUGCAUAGGGCUUUGUACACCAAAACCAGUACCUUGAACUUGGCCCGGUAGCUAAUAGGCAGCCAGUGCAAUUUUUUUAGCAGUGGUAUGUUGGUGAUACUCUGCCCCAGUGAGCAAUCGUGCCACCACGUUUUGCACCAACUGCAGUUUAUGGACCAACCUCAAGGGCAGCCCCAAAUAGAGCACAUUACAGUAAUCCAGCCUGGAGGUUACCAGUGCAUGGACAACAGUGGUCAGGCUAUCCCAGUCCAGAAACAGCUGCAGCUGUCUUACCAGCUGAAGCUGGAAAAAGUUCCUCUUGCCUUGGAAACCAGACAUAGAAGAGCCUGAGGUCUCUUGUAAGUGGUAUUCUUAAUGCCACUUGAAGUAUCAAUGAGGUUUUGAA
Rhineura floridana is the source of this 7446-nucleotide messenger RNA. RefSeq lists its product as uncharacterized. Gene Ontology annotation, molecular function: DNA binding. The record is from RefSeq and is a predicted model, not a curated record. Bases 1581 to 5378 code for a protein of 1265 amino acids. Gene Ontology annotation, biological process: DNA integration; DNA recombination. The transcript has 2 exons. Lineage: Eukaryota; Metazoa; Chordata; Lepidosauria; Squamata; Rhineuridae.